AUGGUCAGCAACAAAAGAGACACCAAUCGGUUAAGUAUGAGUUGCUGCCCAAAUACACCCUAUCUAUCUAUCUAUCUAUCUAUCUAUCUAUCUAUCUAUCUAUCUAUCUAUCUAUCUAUCUCAUCUUUUUCCAAUAAUCUAUCUCUCCCUAUCUCUCGCACUGCUGCUGCCCUAUCUAUCUAUCUAUAUAUAUAUAUAUAUAAUCUGCAUGAAGAAAAAAGAAUCCAACCCUUACCAAAACAUCAAGAUUUUGAACACCAACAAAGACUCAUUCUACAAACAAAAUCAGUAAGUCUUCAAAGAGAAAAUUCCCUUCCUCACCCUUCCAGACUCAAAGGAAAUAUUGGUAAAAGUAUACUAAGACUGGAUCUUCCAAAAAACAGUUUGUUAUCCCGGACAGCUGAUUUAAAUGGAUAUCGAAUGCAUGGUAGUGUAUUCAGUGAUAUGGUCAAACGUACCAAGGCAUCAAACAACACCAAAGUUAAUAAUUUCAAAGAAGAGAAGCGGGAUCUUCAAAAUUUUCACAAUUCCACUGAUUCAUUUUCUCUACAUGGAAAGGAUAAUGCUUUGCAUACAGAAGAAUUUCAAAUUGGCCUUAAUUCCACAGAAGCAAAGUUGGUUAAGAGGACUGGGAUGGAUACAUAUUCUUCAAGAAAGAAGACUUGGAAACAUAAGCAUGAGGAACUAAAGUUCCCAAGUCAGCAAGAUGUUGCAGGAAAUAUGGUUCCAAAAAGAAGAAUGGUUAUUCCUGUUACCUUUCAAAAUGUAACAGAAUACAAAAACAUUCUAACCUCUGUGCUAAAAGAGCAUUUGAAUAUUAUUUUAUUUGAGUUAUCCAGCAACUAUCACAAUUCCAUGUCUAAAGCUGAUUUGUCUUCCUACCAACAAUCUUCCAUUUCCAACAAAUAUCCCCUGGCCACAGGAUCUCAACACCAAUAUCCUAAUUGCAACUGUGGCUUGUCCUCAAAAAUGAUACAAGUACGAAAAGAUGGCAAAAAUAAAAAGACACCCAGGACAUCAUCUUCACCACUAACUCCCUUAAGAUUACACUCAUCUAAAUUGUGUGAUGGAAACAGUAUUAAUAUCUACCUUAGACAUUGUCACAUCAUGUUUUAUUGUGAAUCUCUCUUUGUACGGCAGAGCCCUUGGGAGAAGAAAAACAGAAAAUAUCAACAACAAUUUGAGUGUAAAAAGCAGAAAGACCGACUCUACAUCAGAUUAUCUUUCAAAGACUCUUCAGGAUGUUACUCUAAAGAUGAUUUGUGGAUUAUAUCAAAGAAUUUGAAUUUUGAGCCAUCAGCUACAUUCAUUGCCAGAAGUGUAUUCUAUGGACCCAAUUCAAAUUCAGAAAUUCAAAUAGAACCUUUGGCUGGAUAUUUUCCUUCGAACUGGAAUACUGAUACUGUCUGCCAUGCUAUCUUGGCUGGUAAUGUAUCAACAGAGCUCAGUUGUUUGAUGAAUUUACAAGAACAUGUGACUAUUUCCUCUUCUCCAAUUAUAUCAUCCCUACUUCACAGAAAAUAUAUGACAACACAAUGGACCCGGAUGAUGCCUGGAUUUAAGACUCCAUUUCAGUGUCAAAAAUUACCAAAAUAUUCUAGUCAUGAAUUGGCCAGUUUAGCUGAAAAGUAUGUGACAUUUUGGAAGCUAAAUUCUGGUCAGGCUAAAGCCUUGAAAAAUGUUGCCUCAUUGUUGGAUUCUUGUGAGUCAGACAACUCACCUAUAAUCCUGAUCCAUGGUGUAUUUGGAUCUGGCAAAAGUUACCUCCUAGCAAUCAUUGUACUGUAUUUAUUGGAUGUUAUUGAGGUUCACCAAGCAAUGAAAUCAGCAGCUUACAGUAUAAAGGAUGAAAAGAUUUUGAUAUCUUCCACUACAAAUGUUGCUGUGGACAGGAUCCUGCUCUAUUUAUUGGAAUUUGGCUGCAGUGAAUUUAUUCGUGUUGGCAGUGUAAAGAAAAUUGCAAAACCCAUCUUGCCAUUCAGUGUUCAUGCUACAAGUACUGACAACCAUAAUUUGAAAGAACUACAGGAAAUGCUGAAAGAAGAAAAUCUCUCCAAAAUAGAGAAACAAUAUGUAAGAAAAUCAAUUGAAAUGCACAAACUGGGCAUAAAUAAAAAGAAAUUACAUGCUGUCAAAGUCGUUGGUGUGACUUGUGCUUCCUGUUCAUUCACCUGUCUGGAAAAAAUGAAUUUUCCUAUUGCUCUCCUUGAUGAAUGUAGUCAGAUGACAGAACCAGCAUCUUUACUACCAUUGGCAAGAUUUGGCUGUGAAAAGCUACUGCUUGUUGGAGAUCCAAUGCAACUGGAUCCAACUAUUCAGGGCAGUGAAGCAGAAAAUGAAGAUGGACUUGAGCAGUCUUUGUUUGACAGACUUCUAAAAAUGGGUCAUGAAUCGGUUCUUCUACAAAGACAGUAUCGAUGCCAUCCUGCUAUCAGUCACAUUGCUAAUACACUCUUUUAUGGAAGACAACUUGAAGAUGGAAUCAAGGAAAAAGACAGACCAAAACUUGUGCAUGAAUUACCAACUCUAUGUUUCUAUGAUGUCAGUGAGGGCAAAGAAAUCUGUGAAAGCUCAGGUAGUUUUUACAACACAGAGGAAACUGGCUUUGUGAUCAGUAUAAUUUUAGCCCUGCUGUCUUGUGGGGUUGAACCCACAUCAAUUGGUGUCAUUGCUCUGUACAAAUCUCAGACAUAUCAGAUUAACAAAAAGCUGUUAGAAUCUUGGCAGCCUCAAGACAACAAAUUUUUAAAAGGGAAAUCUAUGAAGAGUAUCCAAGUGUCAACUGUUGAUGCUUUCCAAGGAGGAGAACGAGAUGUUAUCAUAUUGUCGUGUGUCAGAACCAGCCACACUGGCUUUGUCAACAACAAUAAACGAAUGAAUGUUGCUCUAACAAGAGCAAGGAACCAUUUGUUUAUAAUUGGUAAAUGUAGUAAUUUGUGCACAGAUGAAACAUGGUCGAAAGUCAUUCAAAUUUGCCAAGAUUCUCCAAAUAGUUUCCAGUCUGCAAAGCAAGCCAAAAUAAAACUACAAGAUUUGUGCAGCCAUGCUCUAAUGACUGUAGAUGGGGAAGAAGAGAAGAGUGUUGGGACAAAAAAAAAAAAACACACCGAAAUGGCACUGUGCUGA
This is a messenger RNA of Acanthosepion pharaonis, 3126 nucleotides long. NCBI's taxonomy places the organism in Eukaryota, Metazoa, Mollusca, Cephalopoda, Sepiida, Sepiidae. The record is from the annotation of a GenBank genome assembly.